UUAAAUGCGUGUUAACACUAGUUUAAGAUACUUCUCCAGUUUGUUUGAGGAUUUAAAAAAAAAGAAAAUCUAAAAAAAUAAAAUGUGCAUUUACAAGUUUUUGCUACAAACAAUGUUUGUUUGCUACAUUUUGAUGUACACAGAAGCUAAUCUGAGUGCUGAUGCAGUAUAUUCCAUGCUAGCUGCUAAAAUAGAUACAAUUAACAGUGAAAUGUCCUUGUUACGUCAGGUUCUAAUGUCAACAAAGUCAGAACUGGCAUUUACUCAGACAAAACUUAAAUCAACUGAGACAGAAGUAAACAUGAUAAAAAGACAAUGUGGACUUAUUUCAGGAAUCACAACAAAUACAAGGUCUCCAAUCACUCCAACUGAAAACUCUACAAGUACCUCAUUUGAAGAUGAAACAUGUUGUCAAGUUGUUGAGAAGGCAAUUAUAAGAAUGAAAGCAGAACAGAAACAGACAAAACAAGAUAUAGAAAACGUGAUAGAGAAGAAAGUGGCUAAAGUAAAUGAAGGUAUUGCAAGAAAUAGUGAGGGGUUGGUAUCCAUGGAGACUAAAAUAGACAAACUGGCUGUAGACCUUGUUAGCCUCAGGAACAACAGUGACAAACAGUUGGUAAAGAUGGGACAAGAGGCAAAAGUGUUGAUCGAAGAGAUGGCAAGUUACAACUUGGAAAUUGUGAAAACAGAGACAAAAAUUAUAAAAACUAAUAACAAUUUAUAUGUUAUAUCUAGAAACUUGGACAACCUAACACAACAAAUAAGAAAUGAAAUGAAAGAUAUCAAAAAAGAAAUAUCAAAUAACACUCUUGAUCUAAAAAAAUUGGAAAGGAAUCUUGAGAAGGAAGCUGAGAAUCUGCAGGAACUAUCCAACAAUCAUGAAAAACUUUCCAUGACAGUGGAACAACAACAAAAUACCUUUGAUAAAGAGAUACAAAAUAAAACAAUGUGUCAGAUUAAAACCAGAUCAGAGUUAGAAAAACUUUCAAGCAACCUCAAUGACUUAACAAACAAUCAUGCCAGACUUGCUGAGACAGUUCAAGACCAGAGCUCACAAAUCACAAAGGUUGUAAAAUCUGAAAUGGAGAAAACGGAGCAUUGCCAAUCAGGUCAUGUCCGUAAUUGGAAUAACGACAACCCAUUUCCCAUCACAUUUACAAUAACUUUCAAGAAGCCUUUUACAAACACACCUGCAUUUACCAUGGGCGCUUCUAUGCUUGACUUCUAUAAAGACAGAAAUUUGAGACUAUCAUUGACUGUGAAAGAAUUGUCUAACAAACAAGCCAAAGUACAUGCUACUGUAUGGGCUGAUACAAAAAUCAGUGGUGCUGGUUUUCAUUGGAUGGCUUGCCCGACUUAAAAACUGCAUUAAAAUUAUAAUGCUUAGUGACUAUUUUUCUUUAGAGUUAACUUAAGUUUUAUUCUGUUACAGAAUUUUUUCCCCUGAAUUGUGAAUUUGUCCGGUACCAUGUAAAUUAUGGGGGAAAAAUCGGAAAUUGUGAUUUUUUUCUUUUCAGAUAAUUAUAUACAAUUACUUUAAUCAAACUCCACGCUCAGAUUGGUUCUUAUACAAUCUGUUCUUUUUCUUUCUUACAUCAAAAAUACUAAUGUGAAACCUAAAUGACCCUUUUUUCAGAUAUUUCACAAGAAAUUCACCAUUCUUUAAGGUUUUUUUUUUCAUUGUCUUUUACAUUGUCCUUUAUUAUUUGGAAACUGUCUGACACAUUUGAUACAUUCAGCUUCAAAACAUCUUUGUAAUCAAAGUAUGAAACUAUAAAAGU
This is a messenger RNA of Ruditapes philippinarum (Manila clam), 1781 nucleotides long. RefSeq names its product rho-associated protein kinase 2-like. NCBI's taxonomy places the organism in Eukaryota, Metazoa, Mollusca, Bivalvia, Venerida, Veneridae. The record is from RefSeq and is a predicted model, not a curated record. Gene Ontology annotation, molecular function: carbohydrate binding. Bases 83 to 1360 code for a protein of 425 amino acids. The transcript is spliced from 3 exons. Gene Ontology annotation, biological process: cell adhesion.